GCCCGAAGUACCCCACGUGGGGGUGCAAGUGCGGGACUGACGGGAACUGGGCCAGCAGGCUCAAGUGCAGAGGGUGUCAGCAGCCAGCCCCUUUGCGGAUCCAAGCCGAUGCCAAGGCAGCCGCGCAGCAGCUCCGCAGCCCUUCCCAGCGUGGGCCCAAGGGCGCGUGGGCCAACGGGCCGCCAGGCGAGUCGGCAUCCAUCAAGGCGCUCAAGGCCGAGCUCAGUGCCUUACGCGCUCAAGUCGGGGGAGGCGGAGGCGGAUCGGCGCAGCGUCCAGCGACGCAGCCGCAGCAGCCUCAGUCUGACCUCACGUUCGGGCAAGUGGUGCAGUUCCUCAAGGCCUACAAGGUUGACGAGUCUGUCAUCACAUCGGUGCAGCAGAAGCAGAUCGCGGAGCAGGAAGCCAGGCCUACGACUGCCAUUGCUGCCCAACACAGGGUUGAGAACUCGAAGAAGAAGGUGGAGCGCAAGGAGCAGAAGGUGCUCAGCUUCACGCAGCAGCGGGACGAGCUGGACAAGGCCAUCACCGACGCCGAGACCCAGCUCACGGAGGCGCGCUCUGAGCUGGAGCGGAACAUCAAGGUGUCGCACCGUGUGCACCUUGAGCAGACCGCCGACCCGUUCGAGCUCGGCUUCGCAG
Molecule: messenger RNA, 642 nt
Organism: Prorocentrum cordatum
Lineage: Eukaryota; Dinophyceae; Prorocentrales; Prorocentraceae
Source: the annotation of a GenBank genome assembly